Sebastes umbrosus (honeycomb rockfish) is the source of this 4790-nucleotide messenger RNA. RefSeq names its product serine/threonine kinase 11 interacting protein. Bases 184 to 3753 code for a protein of 1189 amino acids. Gene Ontology annotation, molecular function: protein binding. The record is from RefSeq and is a predicted model, not a curated record. The transcript has 26 exons. NCBI's taxonomy places the organism in Eukaryota, Metazoa, Chordata, Actinopteri, Perciformes, Sebastidae. Gene Ontology annotation, biological process: intracellular protein localization. Gene Ontology annotation, cellular component: cytoplasm.
GGCUUUGGCCAAGGCGUCAUGUGACGAACAGAAAUGUCAACAUCUCCGAGCGCUGCACUAUGAAACACACUAAUACCCGCCGAAACGUUGUUUUCCUUCUACUACAACGACAUAACCUGCCUUCGCGUAGUAGAACUGUAUGUUAGCUGUCCGUUUUGUGGCUGUCACUGCACAGGUUUCAGGAUGGCUGUGCCUCCUAGUGGCCAGUCCUCCCUGGUACACAGCUUGGCCACACUCCUCAGAAAUGAUGGCGACUUGGUGCUGGACGGCAGCAGCACUCUGACGUUGCCGGCGGCCAGCUUGCAGCAGCUCACCAGGCUGUUUGAACAGUACUUGCUGUCCAGGAGCCAGCAGCACGGCUUCCUGGCGCUGCCCUCCCACCCUGCCGACACGGCGUCCCUGCUACAGCUGCAGUUCCUGUUUGACGUCCUGCAGAAGACCAUCUCCCUCAAGCUCAUCAACCCGACGGGGGUGAGACUUCAUUCCGUGGUGAAAAUCUUCCCGUUCAAGUCUUUGAAGUGUUUGGAGCUGAAGCGAGUCCCUCCACACUGUCUAGAGGGACUUCGAGGAGUCUACUCCCAGUUGGAGGUCUUCACAUGUUCAAAGAGCGUCAGCUCCCUGGAGGAGCUGCUUUCCCUGUGUGGAGGCGACCUGAGCUCUGCGCUGCCUUGGCUGGAACUGCACACGCUCAACUUUAGCUACAACUCCAUUGUUUGCCUUGACCAGUCACUGAGUUUACUGAACGUCCUGAAGUCCUUAGAUUUAAGCCAUAACAAGAUUCAGGAGUGCGCUGAAUUUCUAAAGCCCUUGAGUGAACUGGAACACUUGAACCUGGGCUACAACUGCCUGCAGAGGGCGCCAACGCUGGGCCUGAGCGCCAGGGCCAAACUCCUCACACUCAUCCUCAGGAACAAUGAACUGGAGACUAUUAACGGUGUGGAGCAGUUGUCCUCCCUCCAGCACUUAGACCUGGCCUACAACCUCCUGUUGGAGCACUCCCAGCUGGCUCCUCUCUCCCUGCUGCACUGCCUCAACAAACUCAACCUGAAGGGCAACCCGCUGUUCUUCCAGAAGACCCACCGCACCUGCACCGUCCGACAUCUCUCCCCAAAGGCUGCAAACCGUAGACUCAAACUUGACGGUAACCAGCUGACCUCGUCUGAGUUAUCAGUUCUGCCAAAACCAGGUCAGCUGAUCGUCCAGGUGCAGACUUCCCCUCCAGUUGCCGUGCAACCAGAACGGAGCAACCAAGAAGUGUCGAGCGGUGCCGGGGAGCUGAGUGACAGCAUGUCAGUCGGAGAAGUGGUCUCGCACAUUCGGAGGAAGAAAUCUAAGAGUAAGGUGAAAGUGCGGAGGGCCAGCAUAUCCGAGCCCAGUGACACAGACUACGAGCCCAGGCAGCUCUCCUCCUCACAGAGCAUCGUCCUCCCCCACAAGCAGGAGAUUGAGCGCAUGUCCAGCUUCAGAGAUCAGCUGGGUGAGGACUGGCUGAGGUACCAACAUCAUCUAGAUGGAUCUUCCCCCUCCACCAUCGCCAACCAGCCCCUCCCCAACGGCUUUAACGCCACCACACGUCCCUCGACCAGCCCCGGGCGUCCACCGUCUCCACCGCCCCUGGAAGUCCCAGAGGUCCUCCCGUCGCCGCUGCUCUCGUCCGAGCCCAGACUGGAGACAUCAGCGGAGGCAGAGCAGGACACGGAGUCGACCCUCCUGUGGCCCGGGCUGAGCUCACGGUCCACGUUGGAGGAAAGCACGGUGGACGGCCCGGUGGCGAGCUCACCUGGGCCGAGUCCAGAGUCCCAAAGGUCGGCCGGAGGGGGGAGCACCAAGGAGGAAGAAGAGGAGGAGGAUCUAGGAGUGGACCUGUGUCACCCCCUACUUGUGGGUGUCCUAUCUGACAAAGAGGAAGAAGAUGGUGAAGGCCAGGUGGUGGAGAGGAGGAGGAGGGAGGUGUUCCUGCGCAUCAAACAGGGCCUGGUGCUGGAGGUGGACAUGCAGCGCGGCCGGGAGAGAUGCCGAUUGGAGCUGGGCAGCCUGGCCCGGGUGGAGACCACGGAGGCUGCCUGGACCCGAGGGGAGACAGAGGAGAUGCUUCCAGCUGUGGAGCUUCAGUUCGACUACAUCAGCAGGGAGAAACGGAGGAGACGCUACGUCCUGCUUGAUGACGACCCACAGCAGGCGCUGCAGGCGCUGACAGACGUGCUGAGUCGCGUGGCGGAGGAAAACCAGCAGCGUGACUCUGAGCUCCGCCCCAGCUGUGUUCGUCUGCAGUGCCUUCGUUGCAGGUCAGAGUUCACGCUCAAGAGAGAAGGCGGUGAGGAGGAGGAGGAGGAGGACGAGGCGGGGGGGAGAACGAGGAGGAGGAGAGGGGCUGUGGAGAAACGGGAUGAGGAGGAGCUGGCGGAGUUCGAUGAUGACAGGAAAGGAGGCUGUAAUAUUUGUCCAGAAUGUGGCAGCGAUCAUGUGGUCCAGCUGGCUGGCCAAUCAACUCCCCGCAGCAGCACGCCCAUCAAGCGCUCAUCAACGCCGCAGAGUGAGGACGACCACCUCGAUAUAAACCAGAGCUCUCGGCGUGCCAAUAAGCAGGAUGAUUACACAGACGGCAGUCUCAGCAGCAGUCCCGUCCUCGAAGCUGCCACCGCCACAGAAGACCCCACCUUCGUCACAGCCCAGGGAAGCUCCUUCUUCAUCGGGGAUGAUCAGGGUGAUACCUCCAGCCUCUCCUACCACACAGAGUGCCAAAGUAAAGAGGAUCUGGUUGGGAGCUACCACUACACCGCUACUGGUGCAACGCCAGCUGAAGUCCAACCUUCAGGAAGAUCCACUCCGAAUGAUGAUUUGGACCUGCUGUCGGAGGACUACGAGGCGGUGGACCAUCGGCUGCAGCUCUUCCUGGACGUGGAGGUCUUCGAGGAGGAAGACGAGCUUCACUCUUUCCUCAAGAUGUCAGCUGUCAAAUUUGGGGAGCCGGGGCAGGUUCCCUCGCUGCUGGUGGUGUCAAAACAGCGGAUCUAUUUCCUGGAAAUGACAUCAGAAACCCACAGAGGCCAGCUCUCUGAUUGGCUGCAGAAGAGGGACAGCCACCCAAUCAUGGAGCUCAGCUACCUGGAGGUGGGACUGGGCUCGCAGUGCAUCCACAUGGAGUUCGGUGACGGGGGAGUGGCCUACACCCUCCUCGUGAGGGACAGUUUACGCUGCAAACGCUUCUUUGGCCUGCUGACAGAAAUUGUGCGCGAGAUGGCUCACAAAUCCGACAGCAAGCUGCAGUCCAUCUCUACCACCAGACUCAACCCACAGCACCAUCUCUGGCCUCUAGUGUGUGAAGACAUCCAGGCAGACGUGGAGGACGGCCAGCUGCAGUUUUUCUACAUUCUGGCUUUCGUUCUGCAAGAGGAUAUUUGGACGCCGUUGACAGUCCUGGCAACCCGGGAAACCCUGUACCUGCUCAAAGAGGAUCACCAGUGGAGGAAGUGCUCAAACAGCCCGACGGCGGAUGAAAACAAAGAAGCGAGCAGCGGCAGCGUUACCAUUUUGGAAACGCUGCCAAUCAGCUGCGUGAGCGCCGUCCACCUGUGGCCUUCAGACAAGCGCAGGAUGGAUAUUAAGCUCUACGAUGAGACGGUGAAACAGGAGAAGACGUGGUGCGUGCGCUCCGAGAGCCCUGAGCUCCUGCAGGGUCUGCUGGCCUGGGUCAGAGCACAGUGGGAGGCCAUGUUCGGAGUAAAACUCUGCCUCCAAGACAAAGCAGCAUAAUGGGGAAGGAAGGGGGGGGGGGGGUUGGCAGACUGUGUGUGUGUGCUUCUGUGUGUUUUAUGAGCAUGAAUCUGCGCAUUGGUACGGGGAAAUGUUUAGUGAACCUGAGCGAGUUUGUCUUUAUUUUCAGUCUGCACUCAGUCUGGUCCCAUUACGCUCGCUUGCUUUCAUCGUCUUUUGAGCCAACAACUUGGAAGCGAUUGCGCUCAUUCAUGUGAGCCCGUAAAAAGCACCGGUUGCAUAAGUCUUUAUCCUCCAGAUACCAUCCCGCUUCUCCGUAGCCGAAAUGGAGUGUGCCUUCUUCUUCUUCUUUCGCAAGCUGUUGAAAUGCACCUUAAAUGUGUCGUCAAUCACCGUAACGUCAAGCUGGUUUUGGGAACUAAGAAGGGAUUAAGUUGGGUUUUUUUGAGAAGUAAUGUAAAGAGUUGAGACAAAAAUAUGUCCACCCCCCCCCCUCGCCGUCUUAGGGUGCAGCUUGUUGUGACAUCACGCGCUCAACACAAGGCUGCGGGGGGGCUUCUGAGAGGCCAAGGCUCAAGACGGUGUCAUCGAGGGUCACCUCACACCCCAAUUAAGGUCUCAUGAUGCGUCUGUGUUAUGAAAAAGAAAGGAUACCAGAAGUGCAAAUGUGCAGAAAUAUUGUGAAUUUAUUUUCUUUACCACUUGGGAACAGAUGUUUUUUUUUUUAUCAAUUUGCAUCUUGGGUGUAUUUUUUGUUUAUUUUCUGAUCAACUGUGUCGAGGAAAAAGUCGGUCAAGCACUAUCAUCGUUCAUAUCUCAACUAAAUGCUUAUUUAGUAUACAUAUAUAAAUGUAGAUCUGCAGCCGUGUGCGUUAUGGAUGUAGCCACUGUACAGAUUAUCAUCAUGCACACAUGCAGCGAAGAUAAUUUGGAUUAACCAGUAGCCAAAAACUUAAUUUAUUUCUUUUUCAUUAUGGGUUAAUGCAACAAAAAAAACUUUUAUUUUUAUAUAAAUACGAGAGAAAAAAACAUGUAUGAUGUGUAUAAUUGAAUAUAAAAGUAACGUGUUCAUGUUU